This is a messenger RNA of Epinephelus fuscoguttatus (brown-marbled grouper), 2246 nucleotides long. It is a transcript of the gene lipt1, whose product is annotated as lipoyltransferase 1. NCBI's taxonomy places the organism in Eukaryota, Metazoa, Chordata, Actinopteri, Perciformes, Serranidae. The coding region runs from base 379 to 1533 and encodes 384 amino acids. Gene Ontology annotation, molecular function: lipoyltransferase activity. Gene Ontology annotation, cellular component: mitochondrion; cytoplasm. The record is from RefSeq and is a predicted model, not a curated record. Gene Ontology annotation, biological process: protein lipoylation. The transcript has 5 exons.
UAGUCCGUCGCGGUUCGUCUCCGUCCUCUCGGUGUCUCUUCGGUUCAGGUCAGCACGAGACAAAAUGACCUCAGAUUUAUUUCAAUGAAACGCGAUUAACCGAUUGAUCACCGGCGGUUUGUUCACAUCAGAAAUGACGUGUUAAUCCGGUGUUCGGUGACGACAGCGGCGUUUCCAGUGGAGCUACAUGCUAAUGCUAACAGACAGGAUGUCGUCAUUCAUUCAUACUGAGGGGACGUUAUUAAAAACACGCUGAGGACACGCUGAGGACGAGGUCUGUGUCCAGGUUCUUCAGUCAGACAUGAACUCCACACGGUGCUGAAGAUUUAAAAAUCAUUUUGCGACGUGUCCGACAUGUGGAGGUGAAGACACAGUGUGAUGGACGCCAUGCUGUCUCACAGCAGGAGGACACUGGCUCUUGUGAGAAGCUGCUCAGGUGUGUGCAGGACAUGCUCGUCCUCCAGCAGCAGCCCGUCCAUGGCGUCUGAUGGCAGCUUGGCGGGACUCGUCCUUCGCUCCCGGUCCACAGAUGUGUACCAGAACCUGGCUCUGGAGGACUGGAUUGACGCCAACGUGGACCUGCAGCGCAGCGGCGUCCUGCUGCUGUGGAGGAACCGGCCAUCCGUGGUCAUCGGACGCCACCAGAACCCCUGGACCGAGUGCAACCUGCCGGCCAUGAGGAGGGCGGGGAUCCCUUUGGCCCGCAGGCGGAGCGGCGGCGGGACCGUUUUCCACGACCUCGGGAACCUCAACCUGACGUUCUUCACGUCCAAGAAGGCAUACGACCGCAAGAGGAACCUGAGGGUCGUCACCGAGGCUCUGAGGCGCGUCAGGCCGGAACUGGACGUCCACGCCACAGACAGAUUCGACAUCUUACUCAACGGACACUUCAAGAUCUCAGGAAGUGCGUCCAGGCUGAGCAGGAAGUCAUCCUACCAUCACUGCACGCUGCUGCACUCUGCCAACCGCUCCGCCCUUGCCGCCGUGCUCCGCCCCUCCUGCCCCGGUAUCCACAGCAACGCCACGCCCAGCGUCCCCUCGCCUGUCGCCAACCUGCAGGACCACGCCCCCACGCUGCACUGGGAGGAGCUUCUGGACGCACUGGUGCACCAGUACAACACAGAGUUCGGCCUCCACGCCGCCUCCACGCUCGUGGACCCGGCUGACGAGUCAGCGUUUCCUGGUAUCAGCAGGGCGGCGGCGGAGCUGCGCAGCUGGGACUGGACGUUCGGCAGAACACCAAAAUUCAGCGUCCAGACCGUCCUGGAGCUGACAGACACUGCCGGCGCUCGCAGCUCCGCCCGGCUGCACGUGGAGGUGAAGAACGGCGUGAUGGAGAGCUGUGAACUGGACGUUCCCGCAGACUGGCUGCCGCGGCGGCUGAGCGGCGAGCUGAGCGGCGUGCUGGUGGGCGAGAGGUUUUGCGCUCAGCGAGCGGCCGCAGCAGUUUGUGAGCUGCUGAGGUCAGAGAGCGGCGAGCUGCGGAGCAGACUGCACGUCCUGUGGGACGCCGUGGUGUCCGCCAUGGGCUGAAGUACAGACGACCAGCUGUGUGUGUUACAUCACUGUCAUCGUUUUUUUGCACAUAUGGCCAUGAGAUAAUUAAUCAAUAAACAAUAAAUAUAACUUUGGAAUAAAUAAAUAAAUGAAAAUAAAAUAAAUGUAUUUUCUCAUUUGAGGAAACAAAAGAAGUAAAACCAUAAAUAAAUUCUGUGUCGAUAAGUUUAUUAUCGAUUAUUGACACCAGUUCACGGCUCACAGCCAUCGUCACAGGUCAUGCCGCAGCGCGCAUGCGCAUCACGGCGGACUGAGCCAUGCGUGCAGCUAGGAGCUGUGACGUAGAGCGGACAGGAAACAGGAGGUGUCACUCUGAUGUUUUCUCCCGGAACUCAGACUCAUAAAGUUGUUUAUGAAUAUUUACUAGCAGUAUUUUUAAAUUACUUUCAACCUCAUAAUAUUUACUAACGUGUUGUUGAAUUAUGUGUCAAUUUAUUUCCGUUUAAGCCUGUUUAUCAGUGAGGUUCAUCGUCACUCUGUUUAAACAACACAACAUUAAAAAGAGAAACGGAACAAAACAUCAGAUUGUUUUUAUUCCCACAACAUAUCGUUUCAUAAUAAAAAUGAAAAGAAAAUAAAUAUUCUUAGAUUUUUAAAUUUUAAUUUGCAGAAUUUUGAUAUUUGCUUAAUAUUUUUGUGGCUUCUUUUUUUGUCGAGGUUGUUUCAUUUUCACACAAAUAAAACUGACA